Cantharellus anzutake is the source of this 156-nucleotide messenger RNA. RefSeq lists its product as uncharacterized. The record is from RefSeq and is a predicted model, not a curated record. The annotation marks the transcript as partial. NCBI's taxonomy places the organism in Eukaryota, Fungi, Basidiomycota, Agaricomycetes, Cantharellales, Hydnaceae. Gene Ontology annotation, molecular function: DNA-binding transcription factor activity, RNA polymerase II-specific; zinc ion binding; RNA polymerase II cis-regulatory region sequence-specific DNA binding. The transcript has 2 exons. Gene Ontology annotation, biological process: positive regulation of transcription by RNA polymerase II; negative regulation of transcription by RNA polymerase II.
UUGAGCUGUGCGAAUUGCGGAACGAGUACGACGCCGCUUUGGAGACGUGAUGAUCAAGGGAAUAACAUUUGCAAUGCUUGCGGUCUUUACUUCAAGCUCCAUGGUACUCAUCGCCCCGAGGCGAUGAGAAAAAGCGUCAUCAAGAGAAGGAAGAGA